This is a messenger RNA of Etheostoma spectabile (orangethroat darter), 3198 nucleotides long. RefSeq names its product tropomodulin 1 (gene tmod1). Gene Ontology annotation, molecular function: tropomyosin binding. NCBI's taxonomy places the organism in Eukaryota, Metazoa, Chordata, Actinopteri, Perciformes, Percidae. The transcript has 12 exons. Gene Ontology annotation, cellular component: striated muscle thin filament; cytoskeleton; myofibril. Gene Ontology annotation, biological process: actin filament organization; muscle contraction; pointed-end actin filament capping. The record is from RefSeq and is a predicted model, not a curated record. Bases 417 to 1550 code for a protein of 377 amino acids.
GGAGGAGGAGGAUCUCUCACCAUAAGUUUACUUUGCCCUUUACGGGAGAUGAGAUUCAGCCUCCGCCGAGAGACGACCAGGAGAACUGGGGAGGAAACUUUGUGAGCACUCUGUGAAAUCUGCUGAAUUCAGGAUUAUCUGCGGGCCAUGGACGGUUUCGUCUAGGUGGAGUCUUUUUUUCUUCUCUCGGGUUGUGCGCCUGCAGCAGAGCGGACCGCACAGUGCGACUCCAGGCGGCUCUGAAGGAAACCAUAUCUGGUCAAAGUAUUCGUUGCUGUCACCCAGCGGGACCGUUCGGCUAUAAAUAGCACUGGAGGAGGUCUCUCUCUUUCCCAGGAGCGCUGCUACAGGCACUUGGUUGCCUUUGCUGUUAUUUUACCCCUGAGCUGGGGGGUCAUUGAGGUGUGCUGUCCAACAUGUCGGUGUUGAGGAAGGAGAUGGAGAAGUACAGGGACAUAGACGAGGACGAGCUGCUAAAGAAACUGUCAGAGGAAGAGCUGCAGCGAUUAGAGGAUGAAUUAGAGGAGCUGGAUCCUGAUAAUGCAUUGUUGCCAGCUGGGAUGCGGCAGAAGGACCAGACCAAGAAAUCUCCAACAGGAUUGUUUCAGAGAGACAACCUGCUGGCCCAUCUGGAGAAACAGGCCAAAGAGCAUCCUGACAAAGAAGACCCGGUGCCGUUCACAGGGGAGAAGAGAGGGAAAGCCUGGGUCCCUAAAAAGAUUGUGGACCCCAUCAUGGAGAAUGUGACUCUGGAGCCAGAGCUAGAAGAAGCCCUGGCUAGUGCUUCUGAUGCUGAACUCUGUGAUAUUGCAGCCAUCCUGGGUAUGCACACCCUGAUGAGUAACCAGCAGUACUAUGAGGCCCUGGCCAGCAGUACCAUAGUCAACAAGCAAGGCCUCAACAGUGUGAUCCAGUGUACCCAGUACAAACCAGUCCCUGACGAAGAGCCCAACUCCACUGAUGUAGAAGAGACCCUGUUGAGAAUGAAGAGUAAUGACCCUGACUUGGUGGAGGUUAACCUCAACAACAUUAAGAACAUCCCCAUCAGGACUCUGAAAGCGUACGCUGAGGCUCUGAUGAAGAACACCGUGGUGGAGAGGUUUAGUAUUGUAGGAACCAGGAGCAACGACCCCGUAGCAUUUGCCCUGGCAGAGAUGUUAAAGGUGAACACGACGCUGAAGAGCCUGAACGUUGAGUCCAACUUCAUUACGGGGACUGGAGUCCUGUCCCUCAUAGAGUCACUGCAGAAUAACACCACUCUACACGAGCUCAAGAUAGACAAUCAGAGCCAGCCGUUAGGCAACAAGGUGGAGAUGGAGAUAGCCAGCAUGCUAGAGAAAAACACCACACUGUUGAAGUUUGGAUAUCAUUUCACCCAGCAGGGCCCGCGCCUCCGAGGCUCCAAUGCCAUGAUGAACAACAACGACCUGGCUCGGGUCGUCAGGUCAGAGUCGGACGGCUCCUUCACCCUCACUUUGUCUGUCCCUGAGCUGGAGAGAGCCUUUGGGAAAAAGUUCAAGUCCAAGACUAAUAAGAAAGAGAAGGCUUGAGGGAGGACCCAUCUUCCCUAAGUGUCGGACGAAUGUGUAGAAACCAGGACUACCCUCAACCCUCCCUUCGCCUUCGGCCCCUACCAUCUUUCCAAACCCCGUCCUGUCACCCUCUCCAGCCUCACACCCUCCAAAGGUCUACCCAGAAGACCACACCCACUAAACAGGUUCAACUGUCUCUGAACUCUUUCCUACUUUCCAAACUCUUUUUUAGUAGCUAUUAAAGGAUCCAAUGGGAAUAGUCAGCGGUGUCCUUCCGAGCUUUCAGGGCAUGCAAAAGUGGAGAUUGUGUGCUCAUUUUGUGCUCUGAAGUUUGAAUUUUGACUUGGGUUCCAGACGUAGACAUUUGCUCUAACUCUUUAUACAAACUAACAAGGUGAGGCUUUGUCAUCCUAAUUUCAUUAAUAUCUCCUCAAGUGUCUAGAUUUCUUAAUAAAGGUGUUUGGAAGUCUGGUUUUGACUGAGGGCUUUUUGAAAGGUGACAGAAAUCCCUGUUUCUAUUGAUGAGUUGAAUGAGUUCUAAUUAUUAAUAUAUGCUGUAAAUGAGUUGUGUGUGUUGUCAUUACUGUUGAACCAAAAAGCUUCUGAUGUUGCUUCAAGAUCAACACACAAGGUAUUCUCCACCAAUUAUACACCAAAGCCAAUGUCCCAUUUGAAUUUGAUAGACCUUAUUAAACAUUUUGAGAAUUACUGUGAUCCUGGAUUUUGACCGUAAAUCUGAUGUUAACAACCUUUUUCUUAUUCAGUCUAAACAGUAUUUUAGUUGCUCACAGUCCUUAAGAUAGUAAGGUAUACAGAUUCUUCAGUAUUGAACAGAGGAAUUUAUAAACCUGGCUACUGUGAGAUGUGUCGCUAUAUACAGAAUAUAUUUAUUUGUGACAGGCCUGGGAAAGAGUCAGGGGCCAUUCAAAUACUUAAUAUCUUAGAUUGAUUGUGUUGGAUGGAGUAAUUACCUGUGUAAAAACGUUUUUUGUGAAUCAAAAUUUACACUCUAAUUACACUUGUUGUAGUAUCCAGAAUUCAGACUAGCUGGAAAUAGCAACUGCCGAUUUAAGUUGUAUAGCCUGACAUUAGAUAUUCUAGAAACCCACUGUAAAAUAGUCUAUGAACACUGUGUAAUAUAGAAUUUGUUGUCUACCAUCCUUUAUGUAAGUCAGGCUAUAAUAACCCAAAAUAACUGUGGGUACUUGAAUGGACUUCUGUUACACUUUCAACCGGGUCUGGUUUGGUGAGUGUUUGUGUUUGAUUGUUAUUUUUAUUUACUGGAGCUAAAAUGUGUGAUUUAAUGCAAAAUGGUUGCUACUGUUGACUGUUUGUUACAAGUUUCACAAUAAUGCCUCUAUCCAUGUUUGGAUUAUUUCAGUUAGGAUGGUAGAGAGAUUUAAAAAAACAAAGGAAACCUCUAAUGUCUUCACAGCUGUCAGAUUACAAAAUUCAAAAAUCCAUUGUAUUUAAAUAAAACAAAUGUUAAUAGACUAUUUGCAGUUUCAAAAUGCUUCUUAGCUGUGACAGGUCUCAAAUCAGCAUUGCAACAUCUGAAAUAUGGUAUUUCACUCUGAUACUGGAUGCACCCUAAAGAGUUCACAAUGGAAAUGUUCUUCUCAUCAGGGCCAAAACAUGUCUGUGAAUACAUGAUUAUGUCCUUGUU